This is a messenger RNA of Zingiber officinale, 558 nucleotides long. Its product is annotated as putative pectate lyase 21. NCBI's taxonomy places the organism in Eukaryota, Viridiplantae, Streptophyta, Magnoliopsida, Zingiberales, Zingiberaceae. The record is from RefSeq and is a predicted model, not a curated record. The transcript has 4 exons. The coding region runs from base 1 to 558 and encodes 185 amino acids. Gene Ontology annotation, molecular function: pectate lyase activity.
AUGCUUGGCUAUGUCAUUGGUGUUGCUGGCUGGGCUACUGGUAUGGAAUUUGAAGGUGGCAGAGAGCAUGAUGUCGAUGGUAUUCAGAUAAAGCCCAAGUCGAGGCAUAUUUGGAUAGACCGCUGCAGCUUACAAGAUUAUGAUGAUGGACUAAUUGAUAUCACUCGCGAAAGUACUGAUAUCACCGUUUCAAGAUGUCGCUUCGCCAAUCAUGACAAGACAAUGCUUAUUGUAGUAGACAAGAGUCAUGUUACCGAUAGAUGUAUUCGCGUUACCAUUCACCAUUGCUUCUUUGAUGGAACAAGACAGAGACAACCUCGACUUAGAUUUGGCAAAGUUCACCUUUACAACAAUUACACAAGAAACUGGAGCAUAUAUGUUGUCUGUGCCAGUGUAGAAGCACAGAUCUUGUCUCAAUGCAAUAUUUAUGAACCAGGACAAAAGAAGUUGGUAUUUAGGUACAUGCCUGAGAAGGCAGCCGAUCGGGAAGAUGUGAAGGCGGGUUGGAUAAACCAACCAUCUAUUUUCGUUCAAGCUUCAUUGAAGAUGAGUGCAUAA